GGUUGGAGGAAAAGGCAGACAAUACGACUCGUGCUUUCCGUCACGCCGGGAACCCUUUAUUAGGGACCUCGUUGAAGUCUUAUCUUCCAAAGCAUCAGCACGAGAGUACGUGGAGGACGUGGGUGAAACGCAAGAAGCGCGCGUGGCAACCCAGUUGUAAUCCGUUCCGUCUUUCGGAGGAUGGCUCUGCGCGUGUCGUCUGACUCAAGCUCAGUCUAUCGGUGAAAUAUUUUCAUAAUCCGUCAGGGCACGCGAGGAAUCUCUGCACUUUCCCCUCUCUUCAGGCAGGCCUAUCCACGAGACCGUGUCCAUUGUUCCUGGGGUGAGGGUCAAGAGCCGUCAUUGCUACAAGAUCCUUAUCUACCUCACCAGAGGCGCUGCGAUCUGUCGCUGUUUAUCCACGGACGUGUAAUCUGCGGGAUUUAAGGACAGUGUCUGUGUAAAUGUCAGCGCAACAAAUCAUGAAUAUUCAAGACGUCUAAAUAAACAAACACCAGCACUGUGAGUAGACCGAGAUUUCAGUUGUUUUUGAAGACUGACAAAGCUGCUAAGUUUAGACCUGCUUGGAUAUUGGGCGUAAAACAAAAUAUGAACCCUGGAGGACUGAACUGAAACAUUGCAAGGACGUGAAAUAAAACCAGGAGAGCAAAACAGUUCGUUCAUCCGAAGAGUUCAACUGAGAUUAAGUCCACGGAGACAGUCAGAACAAGUUCUUCAUCACAAAAGGUUUACCACAUCGACCUAUUCAAUUUUAGCCACACAUCCACACUGAAAAUGAUGCUGAGCCCUGAUCAAACCGACUCGGACCUUCCUUGGGGACAGUCCGAUCCAGAGACCGUCCUAAAUGUGAUCAAAGUCGAAUGUAUGGGUGACCAACCUGGUGGCAAGUCCCGGUCUGACCAACCCCUGACGCGUGAGGAGAAGAGACGGCGGCGACGUGCCACCGCGAAGUACCGAUCCGCUCAUGCCACAAGAGAGCGGAUACGGGUGGAGGCAUUUAACGUGGCCUUCGCCGAGCUGAGGAAACUUCUGCCAACCCUUCCUCCCGAUAAGAAGCUCUCCAAGAUCGAAAUCCUGCGCUUGGCAAUCUGCUAUAUCUCUUACUUGAACCACGUGUUGGACGUUUAAAGGCAGGAGAUAAUCUGAGACAUUCAAGACGAAAACAUUUGACAUGAAACACACACACACACAUACACACACACGCGCGCGCGCGCACACACACACGUUUGGAACUGGGGUCGAACAGGAACAGGCUAUGGAAACAGUGAAUUUCCACACGGGAUGUCAAGAAAACUAAACUCUAGUGUAUCACUAUUAUUUACGUGUCCGGCUGCCAGGCUGACGUCGCUCACAAGGAAUAGUGCGCGAGGGUUGCAAGACCUGUAGCCGGGCAUCGAGCCCCAGGGCAGCGGGCUGCGUAAAUGAGUGAAGCGCAAUAACAAGCGAGUCUCGUGCCUGGAGACGUGUGGGUUUCCAAGGCAAUACUGUUCACUCCAAAGUCCCACGAGGCUUAGGCGUCUCCGUGUGCCGGCACUGCCUCAGAGAUGGGAACAAGGACCCCAAGCCCCCCCUUGUCUUUUCCCUUCUUAAGGAGGACAGUGAGAUGUCCAUUAAAAAUGAAAAUGGAGAAUAAGAGAGCGAGAGAGAGAAAAAAAUAAAUAAUGAACAGCGUUCUAAGUGCCACCUAUUAUGAACUAAUGACCUUAACCGUGGUUUUGAGUUAGUUAUGAUGUAUGUAUUAGCCAUUUAUGUUGAUAAAUAAUUUAUGUUUAUGUUAGAAAUGUGUCCUUUUCGACCUGUCGGGUGUUUACGUCUAGCCUACAAAUACUUAUAUUUAUUAUUGUAUCAUUAUUUAUUUAUUUACUUAUUUAUUUAUUUAUUUAUUAGACUGUGGUGUGUGGACAACGGAAGUGAUGUUGUUGCUCUUCAAUUGCACUUUUCAGUGAUGUUUUGUCAAUUGUAGGCUUAAUUGUUGUGAGACGAGCAAUUCGUUAUUGUGAAUAUUUUAUUUCUGAUCAUAUCCAUGAAAACGAGAAGCACUUCUCAUUGGGUGAAACCCGUUGAUAUUCUGUAUAUGUUCAUGAGAUGGUCAAAUAACUUGGAUAAUCUGUGGCCUACAAUGAAUCACGUCAUUAAUGUAAGAAAACGUUUCCGUGCAGGUGUGAAAUAGGGAUUAUUACAGUAUAUUCAUGUUUUUUUUUUCUUCCAGGAAAAAAAAGGAAAUUUGAAGGGAAUGCAAUAAACCAUUCAAACGGCUAUAGGGUUCCAAGAGACACCAACUCUGCUGCGACCAAAAAUUGAUUUCAAAGUAGAUUAUUUUUAUUGACAUGUGAUUCCUAGAAAUCGUUUAUUUAUUUACGUGUCUGCUGUGAACCUCUUACGUCACUAAUUUUAUAUAGAGAAAAAAAGAAACAUCAUAUCUGCUAUCCAAAGAUCUCCUGUUUUUUCAGGGUUUUGUUCGUGUCCUUUUGUAGUGGGUUAGCUAUUACAAACAUGGUUUGUAACGAACACAGUUUUCAUAUCUUUCUGGUGGAUUGUUAAAAAAUAAAUAUCUUAAAAAACGAAA
Messenger RNA from Clupea harengus (Atlantic herring), 2566 nucleotides. It is a transcript of the gene nhlh2, whose product is annotated as nescient helix loop helix 2. NCBI's taxonomy places the organism in Eukaryota, Metazoa, Chordata, Actinopteri, Clupeiformes, Clupeidae. Gene Ontology annotation, biological process: regulation of transcription by RNA polymerase II. Gene Ontology annotation, molecular function: protein dimerization activity; RNA polymerase II cis-regulatory region sequence-specific DNA binding; DNA-binding transcription factor activity, RNA polymerase II-specific. The record is from RefSeq and is a predicted model, not a curated record.